This is a messenger RNA of Cynara cardunculus var. scolymus (artichoke), 1626 nucleotides long. RefSeq names its product interferon-related developmental regulator 1-like. The record is from RefSeq and is a predicted model, not a curated record. The transcript has 13 exons. NCBI's taxonomy places the organism in Eukaryota, Viridiplantae, Streptophyta, Magnoliopsida, Asterales, Asteraceae. Bases 484 to 1506 code for a protein of 340 amino acids.
UAUCAACUUGUCCACUUUUGGAAUGGGAAUGUGUGUUCACCCAUCGUGGAUUUGCCACGAUCCAUGUAAUGCGAGUGCCUUUAUUGACACAGGGUCAAAGAUAAUGCACACCCGACACCAAUCUGCAAAUUUUCCGUAGUUAUGUAUGUGUAGGAUGUGAGCUUUUAAUCAAGCUUUCUAUGUUAUAGCACAGGAAUAUGAUGGUCUAAAUUGUCGAUUAUAAGUAUGCAUAAGUUUUUUGCCAAGCCACAGUGACUGGGAAAAGUUUUCUUUAGAGUGAUGUAAUUGAAGAAAAUAUUUGAAGCACUUCUCUUGAAUUGUUUUGUACCAUGCAUCUUGUUUAAGCUAAAUCUUCUGUUACAGAGACUCGAAAAGGUGGGAAAUUCGCUAUCGGUUCUGACAUUGAUACAGAUAUCGACGAAUGCACAAGUACAAGUGCUCAACUGGGAUCAAAGAGUUUGAACAAGUUCUUGGAACAAUUAUAUGAGAAAAGGGGGUCUACGAGGGAGGCUGCACUUUCUUCAAUUGUUCAGAGUUAUAGCCUUGGCUAUCAAUACCAAUUUUCUGAGAAAAAGUUGCUUCUCUGAAUUACUUUACCAGUGCUUGAAAUCUUUGAAAAGGGGUUCGGCUAAAGAGAGUUAUUUGGCUGUUGAGGCCCUAGGAUUACUAGCUAUCACCAUUGGUUGUGGAGAAAAUGGUCGUGAACUAUAUAGAGAAUCAUUCCCGGUUCUUUCAGAAGCUCUUAACACCGAGUCUCAACCAUGGAAGUUAAAACUAAUCUUGGAUAAUUUGGCUAUUAUCACCUUCGUCGGGGGAAAUGAAUUGGAAGAGACCGAGAGAUCUAUGCAAAGUAUGUGGCAUUUCAUGCAUUCAAGAGCAGAUAUUAAGGAAGCUCAAAGUGCGGCAAUCUUCUCUUGGUCACUACUUCUGAGUACCAUGGAUAGUUGGAGUCUCAGUUACAAACAUUGGCGAGGGGCGGUUCCUUUCUUCAAGAAUCUUCUAGAAUCAGACCAUGAAUCCAUUCUCAUUGGAGCUAGGCAAGCACUAGCCCUAAUACUUGAACUCGGGUGCCUUGAGAAGUUCGAGGGUGACGCAUCAGCAAUGGAGGAGAUGGAUGUUGAGGAAGUAUCAAAGGAUGGCUUUGUCCUGGAAAUUUCUGUAAAGAUUGGUACACAAAGAUUAAAAGUCAACACAUUACCUCAACAAAUUCAGCUUAAUUUUCUGAAGCGUUUGCUUGGUUCCGGUUUUGUUGCACACAUGAAGGAAAACGAACUUCUACAUGAUGUGUUCAAUUUCAAACCAGAAAAAAGAAAACCAGGCAGAGAACUAUAUGUAGCGGAACGUGAUGAGGUUGCUAUUAAUCUUUUUGUUCCUGAUGUAAGAAGAGAAGACAGCUUUCAGCGUAUUCACAAGUCACAAAACUCAAUUUUUGUGAAGGCGAGGACUCAGAUUCGAAACAAGAACCGCGAUAUCAGAGGAGAGGAGCUAUGGUGUUCUGGAGAUUAAUCAAAGGGAGAGCCUGCUUGUUUAUUUGUUUUUUUAUUUUUUAUUUUUGUAUCUUUCAUUCAAGAAAUCUUUAUUUAGUUUAUGUGUAUUAUCUUGACUUAAAAAUGGGAUAAUGCAUCU